AUGAACUUUGCACCGUAUCAAGAUCAAUCACCGGAGCUUGAGCGCGCCCUAUCCCCUCCCCACCUAGAUAGUCACCGGAUUUCCCCAAUCCUCCGCUCACCGCGGGCCUCGGCCGAUCUACCCUCCCCCAGUUACUUUGCUGGCGGCGGGCAUGGAAACAUAGGAUCUGGGCGAGAUGUCGAGAGUGGCCAUGUGAGCCUAGGGGCUUUUGAAACAAGUCUUCCCAUUCGCAUGGAUGUCGAAGCAGCGCUGGCGUAUCUGCUUCUGCCUCCCGCGGGGGGUGUAUUCCUGCUACUAGCUGAACACAAGAGCGACUAUGUGCGAUUUCAUGCUUGGCAAUCGAGCAUGCUAUUUGCUACCAUGUUUAUAAUCCACCUACUGUUCUGCUGGUCGAGCUUUCUCUCCUGGACAUUGUUUAUUAUCGAUAUUGCUUUAAUCGGCUUCCUCAGCAUGCAUGCUUACCAAGAUGUUGAUACUUUGGACCACUUCGAGGUCCCAUUUUUUGGCCAUCUGGCUAACUCCUUUGUUGAUGAUGAAUGA
Penicillium robsamsonii is the source of this 540-nucleotide messenger RNA. RefSeq names its product Tic20-like protein. The record is from RefSeq and is a predicted model, not a curated record. Bases 1 to 540 code for a protein of 179 amino acids. NCBI's taxonomy places the organism in Eukaryota, Fungi, Ascomycota, Eurotiomycetes, Eurotiales, Aspergillaceae. The transcript has 4 exons.